Acanthopagrus latus (yellowfin seabream) is the source of this 4147-nucleotide messenger RNA. RefSeq names its product WD repeat-containing protein 82-like. The record is from RefSeq and is a predicted model, not a curated record. Gene Ontology annotation, biological process: regulation of lamellipodium assembly; positive regulation of neuron projection development; barbed-end actin filament capping. The transcript has 17 exons. Lineage: Eukaryota; Metazoa; Chordata; Actinopteri; Spariformes; Sparidae. Gene Ontology annotation, cellular component: actin filament; Set1C/COMPASS complex; cytoplasm. Bases 295 to 2232 code for a protein of 645 amino acids. Gene Ontology annotation, molecular function: chromatin binding; actin filament binding; actin monomer binding.
GUUGUAGCUGCUGAAUUUAAUUCUGAUUGGAAAACACCGCCCACCCGGUCGAUGAUGAGGUCAAAACCGAGUGUAUCUUUUUCACUCCAUGUUUCUGUAUGGUCCCAUUUGUAAAUAACACACCACUUCGGAUUUUAUUGAUGUUUUUUCUUUAGAAAAUGUGAGCUUUUAUCUCUCACUGGGGGCCACAAAUGAUAUUGCUCAUGCAUUGACUCGCAGGCGUCGUUAAACCAUACACGAAGAGGGCCUGGUGAGGCCAAGAGGAGAGCACCCUUAAGGUUUUUAUUCAUUUGCAUGAAAAAUAAACUCGCUGCAGACAUGAGGAUCACAGACAGCGUGUUACGAAGUUUCAGGGUUGCCAGAAUAUACCGAGAAAAUGCCGAGAAAGUCAACUGCGUGGACUUCAGCCCAGAUGGCGAAAAUGCAGUGUCGAGCAGCGACGACGACUGUAUUGUGUUGUAUGACAUGCGAGAGGGGAAACAUAAAAGGACCUUGUUCAGCAAGAAGUAUGGAGUAGACCUCAUCCGCUACACACAUGGAGAUACACACACAGUGGUCUACAGCUCCAACAAACAAGAUGAUACCAUCCGAUACCUGUCACUUAUGGACAACAAGUUCAUCAGGUAUUUCCCAGGUCACACUGCAAGAGUUAUUGCUCUGUCCAUGUCACCAGUGGAUGACACGUUCAUCUCAGGCUCGUUGGAUAAGACGAUCCGGAUCUGGGACCUGCGCUCUCAGAACUGUCAAGGUUUGACUAAUCCUCUGGGGAAGCCUGUCUGUUCCUUUGACCCUGAGGGGCUGAUAUUUGCUGCAGGCGUGGAAUCACAAGCCAUUAAAUUAUAUGACCUUCGUGCUUUUGACAAGGGUCCCUUUGCCUCCUUCGAGACAAGGUUUAAUCGUGUCUGUGACUGGACUGGACUCAAAUUCAGCAACGAUGGUAAACAGAUUCUCGUCACCACCAAUGGAGGGAUGAUUCGCGUCCUGAAUGCUUUCAGUGGAUCAGUGCUGCACACUUUUUCUGGCUACAACAACAGUAAAGGGAUCUCCCUGGAGGCCUGCUUCACUCCCGACUCACAGUUUGUCAUGAUAGGCUCGGAGGACGGGAGAGUCCACGUUUGGAGCACUGAGAGUGGGAUGAAGGUAGCUGUGCUGGACGGGAAACAUCCAGGACCCAUCAAUACUCUGCAGUUUAACCCCAGAUACAUGACGUUUGCCAGCGCCUGCACCAACAUGCUGGUGUUAGAUUGGUACAGGGAGCCGGCACAGAGCUGGGACAAGGAUUACGAUCAGUUCCUGCUCCCUCUGCUCACGCCUCAGGAGCCCUGCUACAUCCUCUACCGCCUGGACUCCCAGAAUGCACAGGGAUACGAGUGGAUCUUCAUCGCCUGGUCACCCGACCAGUCACCAGUGAGACAGAAGAUGGUGUAUGCAGCCACCCGCGCUACGCUGAAGAAAGAGUUCGGAGGAGGUCACAUUAAAGAUGAAAUGUUUGGCACGGCCGAGGACGACCUGUGCUUCCAGGGGUACCUGCGACACAUGUCCUCCUGCUGCUCCCCGGCUCCACUCACAGCAGCUGAGCAGGAAUUACAACGGAUUAAAGUCACUGAGGAUAAAGUCGUAUGGGAUGAGCGUAGACGAAUUGGGACUCCAACAGCACGAGCGAGGGUCACGAUGGAGUUUGGCCUAGACAAAAGGGCACAGACUCUUCAAGGACUUGCUUUCCCGCUACAAGAAGAGGCCAAACGAGCUCUGCAGCAGCUGAAGCAGAGACGCAUCAACUACAUCCAGCUGAGGCUGGAUGUAGAGAAAGAGACCAUUGAGCUGGUUCACACCAAACCUACAGAGACCCAGGAGCUUCCCUACAGGAUUCCCACAGACUCACCGAGAUACCACUUCUUCAUCUUCAAGCAUUCCCACCAGGGUCAGCUGCAGGAGGCGCUGGUGUUCAUAUACUCGAUGCCUGGGUACACCUGUAGUAUCAAAGAACGGAUGCUGUAUUCCAGCUGUAAGAACAGACUACUGGAUGAGGUGGAGAGAGACUACCAGCUGGAGGUCACCAAAAAGAUGGAGAUAGACAGCGGCGACGGGCUGACAGAAGACUUCCUGUAUGAGGAGGUCCACCCAAUGGAGCACACCUUGAAACAGGCCUUUGCCAAGCCUCGUGGACCAGGAGGGAAGAGGGGCAACAAACGCCUCAUCAAGGGUGCAGGGGAGAACGGGGAAGACAGUUAGACAUUAUACACACAAGACAUUAUACACAAGCACACACGCAAACCAACACGAUAUCUAUGAAUUGACUUGUUAUUUGACUGUUUUUAGCUUCUAGACAUUUCUUCUUUUUACGGGCAGACAUAGAUUUCACACUGAAAAGCAAUAAAAUAGAUCCACCAGAAAGCAGAAUUCACAUUCAUCCAUCCCCUUUCCUCAUACAAAAGCAGACACAUGAUAAUUUUUGUUGGUUUGUGCUAUAGGCCUGAGCUUGAGAAACACAUAUAUAUAAAGGAAAGUGGUAAAAGAAAAAAAAGUAUGCACAAUUAAAGGUGCACUUUGUUUCAGAAUUUUAAUAUUUACAUUUUAAAUGAGGUAAUAAUACAAAUUGAGUAAACUGUACACUGUACACUGAGUACACUGUUUGAAGCUAAAAGGGUGUCAGCGUCUGUCAAAAAAUAUACAUGACAUCAUGUUUUCCUGUUAGGUCAGUUUGUUUAUUCAGUCGUGAACACAAAGAGUUUGUUUACUUAGUUUGUUUCAGCAUAAAAUAAGUCAGUCAGUGAAGUACACAUGGUUCUUAACACUCUCACGUCUGUAUGUUGAGGAGCUAUAAUCUAUAGCUGUUUAGCUUAGUUAAGCAUGAAGACCGGAAAUGGGUAAAAAAUUUGCCAGGCUCUGUCCAAAGGUAGAAAAUUCUGCCUACCAGCACAUCUAAAGCUCACUUAUUAACACUUUAUGUUUUAUUUGCUUAACCCAUUAACACAAAAGAGUAUACUAACAAAGGCUGCAGUGUUAUGGGAGGCAACCAGCAGACCUAAGAUAAAAACUGGAUAUCAAUAAAAUGCUUUUAUGCAUCUUACAAUUUUAUUGAUUUACAUUUGCCAUUUACUGUCCAUGUAUGAAGGCAACCUUUCUCCUCAGAUCUGAUUAAUCCUCUCUUGCCUUCUCUCUUCUCUUGCUGUUGAUGUUCAUUUCCAUAAAGAUGCAAUAUGUAAACAUUUCAGUUGAAAACAUUCAUAAAUUGACUAAAAAACUUAUGAUAUCUGUGUUUUGUGCUGCAGAGAUACCUACUGAAGGCAGCAUGCUAAUUGGCUAGCCCCAAAGCUCUUGUGUAAACACCAAUACUCUCCUCACAAACCCCGCAAAAUGAUGCGUUUUAUUAAUAUCAUUCAACCUGUUCAGUCCAGUAAAAUUUGGAAUGUCUAGAAUUUGUCACACUAUUAUAAUAUUUUAUCCCCAUUUGAGUUAGCUAGAUGCCAAAGAGGGAGCAGCUUUCAUGGGAAUGAGCGGCCUCCAUGAUCCAUGAGACUAUAUAUUUAUAAAGAAGAACUAAAUACCAGAUGCAAGAUGGAGACUAUUCAAACCAAUAACAAUUCUGUCCUCCCGCGUUUACUUCUGCAGCUCAUUGAAUAUGCGCAGCAGAGUUUCACUCCGCCCACAGACUUUACAUUCUGAUGAUGUCAUAGAUUUUCAAAUCACUUUUCUCAGCUUAUCGGAAGUUUAAAAAUACAAAACCUCCAUGGAUCAAUAAUUCUAAAUAGAUAGUCAUAAUCAACUUUGUCUGCAGGGAAAAUGCUUUUUGGGUCCUUUUUUCCCUCUGAAAUACCACGAGUGGCCACCAUGCUGGAUUGGAAGCAAAAUGUGCUAACGACCUAACGGUAACUACAGUUGGUGACAUGCUGCCCCUUUUUGUUGUAGUAAUCGGACAGGUGGACAAUUAAUGCAUACUGCACCUUUAAUCAUUUUCUGUCACUUGGGAAAUAGCCCUGAAAUGUCUGCUUUAUGUUGGAUUUCCCCUUUAAUAGCCUAUGAACAGCUGUUCUCUCUCUGAACCACAUGCAAAAAUUCAUCCACAUCACACUCACAGUCGACUUCCUCAGUUGCCUGAGCUGAAGUCUGUUGUUUUACACGGUCCUACAAUAAAAUAUUUUCUUUA